GGAUGUUUGUAUACUCGGAGGGUCUCCGGGAGCAGUUUUGUCAGCGGGAGGCGGCGCAUGCGUGACAUUGAACCGGUGCUCAGACUGAAAACAUGAAGAUCACCGGACAGAGAGUUCAGCAGCUCCACCGGUGAUGUUUAACGGAGAUUCCCGGUUUUACGGAGCGCGACAGAACCAUGAGUGUCGCGCUGAAGAGCUGGAGUGCAAAUGAAGGACUCAAACACUUUAUGAUGAUGGUUUGGGUAGCUGUGAAUGUCUUUCUGUUUUGGAGAACAUUCAUGUUGUACUACAGCGGACCACAGUAUUAUUAUUUACACAAGAUGCUGGGGCUGGGUCUCUGCAUCAGUCGUGCGUCGGCCUCCGUUCUCAACUUGAACUGCAGUCUUGUUCUGCUGCCCAUGUGCAGAUCUCUGCUUACCUUCCUCCGAGGAUCCCAGCGGGUGACUGGUAGAAGUGUUCGUCGUCUGCUAGAUAAGAGUAAGACUUUUCACGUGGCGUGUGGAGUCACUAUAUGCAUCUUCUCAGUGGUGCAUGUGAGUGCACAUCUCGUGAACUUGGUCAAUUUCUCAGCUCAAUUUUCGGAGGAUUUCCCUGCACUCAACGUGGCUCAGUAUCGAGGGCAGGAUCCCAGAAUUCUCAUUGUAAGCACAGACUCUCAAACUACCAGAUAUUCUGGUACACGCACAACCUCUUCAUCCUGUUUUACAUCAUUCUGAUGGUGCACGUAGCGGGGGGAGCUUUAAAGUAUCAGUCAAAUGUGGAGACACACCCACCUGGCUGCAUCCAAAACAAUCUCAGUUCAGACUCCUGGACCAAUCACAGAGCAGCAGUAGAGGAGCGGGCGGAGCUUUCAGACAGAUCACAGACAGUCUGUCAAGAAGAGGCUUGUUUUCAUCCUCAUUUCCCUCAGACGUGGCUGUGGGUCUCUGCUCCUCUCUGCCUGUAUUGUGCUGAACGCUUGUAUCGCUUCAUAAGAAGCAGCGUAUCUCCUGUUGCCAUAGUUUCUGUCAUCAGUCAUCAGUGUGAUGUCAUAGAAUUGCGCAUGUUGAAGAGUGGCUUUAAGCCCCGCCCUGGACAGUACAUCCUGCUGAACUGUCCAACUGUGUCGUCAUUUGAAAACCAUCCCUUCACCCUGACCACAUGUCCAACAGGCAAGAAUGAAACAUUUGGUAUUCAUCUCAGAGUGCUGGGAGACUGGACCUCUAGGUUUUCUCAGCUGCUGCUUCAACCGUCAAACAGCUCUGAGAUCCUUCCCAUGAUGCACCAGAGGCGAUAUCCCACGGUGCACGUGGAUGGUCCGUUCGGCAGUCCGUCAGAGGAGGUGUUUAAUUAUGAGGUCAGCCUGUGUGUGGCCGGAGGGAUCGGAGUCACGCCGUUCGCUUGUGUCCUUCAAGCACUUUAUGACGACUGGUGCCAUUAUAAGCUGAAGCGGCUGUAUUUCGUGUGGAUCUGCAGAGACAUACAGUGCUUCUACUGGUUUGCUGAUCUACUGUGUGGCCUUUAUGAGAGGAGCAUUGGUGAGGAACGUUACCGUUUCCUGAGUUCCAGGCUUCGGAUUGGUCGACCAAACUGGAAGCUCCUUUUCCAGGAAAUAGGCAGAGCCAAUCAGCUUAAAAGAGUGGGAGUUUUCUGCUGUGGACCCAAAGGCAUCUCCAAAGCGUUACACACUCUGUGUAAUUCAAACCCACACUCACACACAGCCUUUGAAUACAACAAAGAGUCCUUCAGCUGAGGAUCACAGACAAAUUAAACCCGAUUUAUACUUCUACAGCGAGUGAUUGUCGUACCCAGAGGCGCAUUCAAUGCACGUAUACAGACGCCGCUGUGAGCAUUUAUGGUUCUGCAUUGUUGAUCUGCAGUAACACUUCUGAAACACUAGUGGGCAGUGGAGUUUCUAUCCUCAUUGUGUUCAGUUUCUUUAACCCAGGGAUGUCCAAACUGUGUCUUGGAGGGCUGGUGUCCUGCAUAGUUUAGCUCAAACUUCCUUCAACAUGCCUCCCUGGAAGUUUCUAGUAUAAAAAAGGGCUUGAUUAGCUUCUUCAUGUAUGUUUAAUAGGGGUUGGAACUAAAAUAUGCAGGACACCGGCCCUCCAGAAGCGGGUUUGGACACUCCUGCGUUUAACUCAUGGAUAUUGUUUAAAGGGACUCAACUUUCGUUAUGUUGGUGGCUGUUUUUGCCCGUUAACUUAUAUAAUUACAUUUUUGGUCAUUGACUUAUAUAAUGACAAUACUUAAAUAUAAUGACAUUUUUUGCUGGCAAAGCUUUGACAGCACAUAAUCAUGCAUUCUUGGUUGUUGGUGGUUUUCCAUGUUGGGAACGGGUACAAUUUGUGUUGUUUACUAUUUAUCAUCAGUUGGCACCAUUUAAUUCACUGUAAUGGGAAAACUUUUUUCCCCUGCUUCUAGUAACUCAUACACAGUUUUAUAUGUUAAUGACAACAUAAAACAGGAUGAAAUAUUAUAUCAAUAGAAGCUUUGAUUGUAAAUAUGAUCAGACAAAUUCAAUUUAGCACAUAGUUAUUGGCCACUUUGUUAGGUACACCAAACUUGUAUCAAUUUGGACCCACUUUUGCCUUCAAACCUGCCUUAAUCCUUUGUGGUAUAGAUUCAACAAGGUACUGGAAAUAUUCCUCGGAGA
Molecule: messenger RNA, 2638 nt
Organism: Danio rerio (zebrafish)
Lineage: Eukaryota; Metazoa; Chordata; Actinopteri; Cypriniformes; Danionidae
Source: RefSeq, a predicted model, not a curated record